UCCUCCGCAGUUCAAGCCCUGUCUCCUCCUCCUUAACUCACUCACAUCACUCACUCAUAACUGCCCUAACACUCUCUCUAAUCUCAUUUUAUUAAACCAAAUCAUCAAAUUUUAAUCUUAAAAUCUCCUAAUUUUAGCCAUUGAGCUGUUUGAAAUUAAAAUCUUCAUCUCCCCCUUUUAAAAAAUGGUUUCUCCAGAAAAUUCGAAGUCCAAACACGCUUCCAUGGCUAAAACUAAUUCUAAUAAAUCUUGCUUCAGUGACUCUUUAAUCUAUCUGGGCGGCGCUCUUCUCUCUUUUUUACUCCUCUGGUCUCUCUGGUCUUACACCUCUCCGUCUCUUAAAUUAGAUGCCGAUUCCAUCAGUUUCUCGCCGGUUUUAAAUCGGGGAAAACCCGCUGUUGAUCUCGGGUAUGACCCGCCCGACCCGACUUUCUACGACCAUCAAGACCUCAGCUACUCCGUCGGAAAACCUAUUAAAAACUGGGACGAGAAGCGGAGAGAUUGGCUUAAGCAUCACCCUUCUUUUGCGCCCGGUGCGCGUGACCGGGUCGUUAUGGUAACCGGGUCUCAGACUAAACCCUGUAAGAACCCGAUUGGCGACCAUUUUUUGUUACGGUUCUUUAAAAAUAAAGUUGAUUACUGUAGAAUCCACGGCCACGAUGUGUUCUACAACAACGUGUUAUUACACCCGAAAAUGACGAGUUUUUGGGCGAAGUAUCCGGUGGUUAAAGCGGCGAUGAUCGCGCAUCCCGAGGCUGAGUGGAUCUGGUGGGUCGACUCGGACGCUUUAUUCACCGACAUGGAGUAUAAACUCCCGUUACGCCGUUACGAUCUCAAGAAUCAUAAUUUAGUCGUCCACGGCUGGGCUAAGUUAAUCUACGGCGCUAAAAGCUGGACGGCGUUAAACGCCGGAGUUUUCUUAAUCAGAAACUGUCAGUGGUCGAUGGAUUUUAUGGAGAAGUGGGCCAACAUGGGGCCCAUGGGUGCUGAGUAUAAAAAGUGGGGCAAGAUCCAACGGUCAAUAUUCAAAGACAAGCUAUUCCCGGAGUCAGAUGAUCAGACGGCCUUGAUUUACAUGCUGUAUAAUGACAAGAGUUUAACGGACAGGAUUUACUUAGAAGGGGAGUAUUAUUUGGAAGGGUAUUGGGUGGAUAUAGUGGAUACAUACGAUAACAUAACGGGAAAAUACACGGAGAUGGAGAAAGCGGACGUGAAGUUACGGCGACGGCACGCGGAGAAGGUGACGGAGCAAUACGGUGCGUUUAGAGAGCGGCAUUUGAAGGGAGCGGGUAACGGAAGAGGGAGCUGGAGACGGCCGUUUGUAACGCAUUUUGCGGGAUGUCAACCGUGUAGCGGGGAGUAUAAUAAGAUGUAUGAGGGCGACAAGUGUUGGAAUGGGAUGGUUAAGGCUUUGAAUUUUGCUGAUAAUCAAGUGCUUAGAAAGUAUGGGUUUGUACAUCCGGAUUUACUGGAUUCUAACUCUGUUGUUGAGACUCCCUUUGAUUAUCCUGAUGAGGGACCAUGGUAAGAUAGGAAAGGUUUAAACAAUUUAUAGUGUAAGUUGUUUUUAAUGAUGUGGUACUAUGUGAUUGGGUGAAAAUUAUAAUUAUUUAAUUAUUGUCCUUAA
Mercurialis annua (annual mercury) is the source of this 1627-nucleotide messenger RNA. Its product is annotated as putative glycosyltransferase 7. The transcript has a single exon. Gene Ontology annotation, cellular component: trans-Golgi network; membrane; endosome. The record is from RefSeq and is a predicted model, not a curated record. Lineage: Eukaryota; Viridiplantae; Streptophyta; Magnoliopsida; Malpighiales; Euphorbiaceae. The coding region runs from base 185 to 1528 and encodes 447 amino acids. Gene Ontology annotation, molecular function: galactosyltransferase activity.